CACUGACAUUUGACAGCUGCGAAUCCAUCGCAGCCAAGCAGAAGCGAUCCCCUCGGCAUCUCUUCAGUCGUGAGUGUGAAUCAAGUGAGUGCAGAUCGUAAUAAUCGCUCCAGGCGCGCAAAAAAGCCCAAAAAACCCCUUCGAUUCGCCAAUUCCAUAGCCAACCACUCGAAACAACAAUUCCGCCCGACAAUCCCUCAACUCACCCCCACAAUCCCCAUGCAAACGCCAUAAAAAAAAAUCUUGUGAGUAUCGCGUGUCCCGGGGUCAAUUGUCCCCCGAAGUCCAAAAGCAGCAGAAAAUUUCCGCGACAGUCAUCGAUUAAACCGCACAAAUAAAAUUAAAAACUGAACGAAGAAGUUGAAAGAGGUGUCGAUUACCCGUAAAAAUGGAUAAAGAAGAGGAUCAAAAGCAGUCCUCCCCGGUGCCGCCGAUAAAGCGUGACUCGGACUCGAUGGACGACUUCGAGCACGUAGAGGACGUCGUCUGCAGGGAGAAGCCCUCCCCGAGUGACGUGAAUCCCCAGUUGGUGGAGGUGUCGCGCGCCCCGACGAACCUCUUCGACAGGGAGACAAACGUAAGCCGUAACCUCCUGGACACGACAGUCCAGGACGACAGCAAAGAGGACAUCCUGAAGCCAGUGCCAGCGACGCCCCCUCCCUCAGCGGAUUUCGACAAGUUCAGUGAUCAGAUGUCCGGGGACCCCUUCACCUCGAACCUGCAGGAUCACCUCGGGAGGUUCGACCCGAAGAGGAUGACCUCGGAGUUCGUCGAGUCUGAGAGGAACUUCCAGGGGAGUCGCGAGGAGGAGGACAGGGAGGACAGAGAGUCACUGAACAGUGGAAACGACUUCUUCGGGAGGGGAUCCGACGAUGACUCCAGUGCCAAGUCGAUGAUCGAGAGGGAGAGGGGCUUCCAGGAGGACAAGGAUAUGUCGGUGAAGGAGUCGGUGCUUCCUGCCCCGGAGAAGGCACCGGUCAUGGACUUCCUGGGGGACGAGGGGAGCUGGGGGGCGGGGGCGGGGGCUGGGACUGCCCCCACGAAACCGCUGCCACCGGUGCCGAGGGAUGGCGGUGUCAGUGGCAAUGAAACUGGGGAUUCGGAGUUUGAGAGUGAGCCGGAGCCUUCCCCGGCGAAGGUCGCCAGUGCGCACGGGGGCAGCAGGCUCGGAGAGGAGAGGCAGGACCUCGAGGAAAUUGCCCCCAGGAAGAUCUUUGCGGACAUGGGGCUUGACGCAUGGUUUAACCCAGAAAGACUGAAUCCGAAAGUGGCAGCAUUAAUAUACUGGCGUCAGCCAGAAAAAACAGGAGCUGUAUUUGGCGCAAUACUGGGUGUCCUUCUGUCGCUGGCCUACUUCAGUCUGAUCAGCGUAUUCUCUUAUGUAGCCCUAUUGACCCUCACGGGAACCCUGGGUUUCCGCAUCUACAAGACCAUAAUGCAGGCCGUCCAGAAAACAUCGGACGGACAUCCAUUCAAAGACAUUCUGGAGGUAGACCUGACUCUACCCGCUGAAAAGGUACACGAAGUUGCUGAUGUAUUCGUUGCACAUGCCAAUGCUGCAGUCUCUGAACUACGCAGACUUUUCCUCAUUGAGGAUUUCAUUGAUUCACUGAAAUUCGGAGUUGGACUCUGGUGCUUGACUUAUGUUGGAUCCUGGUUUAAUGGAAUGACACUUAUCAUUAUUGGAGUGGUAGCGCUCUUCACACUUCCCAAAGUCUACGAGACGAACAAAGCGCAGAUUGACCAGAAUCUUGCAUUAGUGCAGGGCAAGAUCAACGAACUCACUGCUAAGGUUAAAGCAGCAAUUCCCCUCGGCAAGAAGGCAGAGCCUACCAAGGAGGAGUAAAACCCAUCCUCAAAGAGCAAAAAAAUGAAUAAAAAUAGAA
This is a messenger RNA of Diachasma alloeum, 1886 nucleotides long. RefSeq names its product reticulon-1 (gene Rtnl1). The record is from RefSeq and is a predicted model, not a curated record. The transcript is spliced from 6 exons. Bases 389 to 1846 code for a protein of 485 amino acids. NCBI's taxonomy places the organism in Eukaryota, Metazoa, Arthropoda, Insecta, Hymenoptera, Braconidae.